Lotus japonicus is the source of this 765-nucleotide messenger RNA. RefSeq names its product multiple organellar RNA editing factor 8, chloroplastic/mitochondrial-like. NCBI's taxonomy places the organism in Eukaryota, Viridiplantae, Streptophyta, Magnoliopsida, Fabales, Fabaceae. Gene Ontology annotation, cellular component: mitochondrion. Gene Ontology annotation, biological process: mitochondrial mRNA modification; cytidine to uridine editing. The coding region runs from base 1 to 765 and encodes 254 amino acids. The transcript is spliced from 4 exons. The record is from RefSeq and is a predicted model, not a curated record.
AUGGCGACCCUAGCACCCUUCUUCUCUCGCUCAGUCUCUUUCCUCCGCCGCUUCCUCCCCCUCUCCGCCGCAGUCGUCCCUUCCUACCGCCGCAUCUUCCUCCCCGCCAUUCCCUCUCUCCGCUCCCUCUCCGCCACCUCCUCCCUCAACGACUCCAACUGUUCCAACCGUCCCACCAAAGAAACCAUCUUGCUCGAUGGCUGCGACUUUGAGCACUGGCUCAUCGCCAUGGAGGACCCCGAAGGCAACCCCACCAGGGACGAACUCAUUGAUAGCUAUAUCAAAACUUUGGCACAGGUUUUCGGAAGUGAAGAAGAAGCGAGGAUGAAGAUAUAUUCUGUUUCAACUAAAUACUACUAUGCAUUCGGGGCUCUUGUAUCUGCAGAACUUUCAAACAAGAUAAAAGAACUGCCCAAGGUUCGGUACAUAUUGCCUGAUUCAUAUUUGAAUAUUCGUGAAAAAGAUUAUGGAGGUGAGCCCUUUAUAAAUGGGCAAGCGGUUCCUUAUGAUCCCAAGUAUCAUGAAGAUUGGCAUGGAUACCAUUACGGAGGUCGUCGCUGUGGGUGCGGGUCCCGGUUGGGGACGAGGACGAGGAGGUUACAUGGUGAACGGAGAGAUAUGCAGACUAAGCCUCCAAGCAAUCCAGGUGGGUUCCCUCCCAAUAAUGCAGGUGGAUUCCCUGCUAACAAUUCAAGUGGAUAUGCUCCUCCCCCUCCUGGCAACUUGGGUGGCCCCCUUCCCAGCAAUCUUAUAUGUUCUUCUUAA